Molecule: messenger RNA, 3795 nt
Organism: Anolis carolinensis (green anole)
Lineage: Eukaryota; Metazoa; Chordata; Lepidosauria; Squamata; Anolidae
Gene: hdhd3
Product: haloacid dehalogenase like hydrolase domain containing 3
Exons: 2
Coding region: 156-878 (240 amino acids)
Cellular component (GO): nucleus
Source: RefSeq, a predicted model, not a curated record
UCCGCCCCUUCUGGGCCGGAAGUGACGCCAGAACCGCCGCGCUCGGCUGUCUUCCGCCUGCCUCCGCAAGGGGGCGCCGCCCGGCCGCGAAGGAAGGAAGGAAGGAAGGCGGUGAGGGACUCCGCUGGAACUCUACUGCCCUAUAUGUUGUUGCCAUGCUGCGGCUACAGCUUCUGACAUGGGACGUGAAGGACACGCUGCUGCGGCUGCGUCUCCCGGUGGGCGAGAGCUACUCGGCCGCCGCGCGCUCCCGGGGCCUGGAGGUCUCCCCGCGGGCGGUGGAGGCCGCCUUCCGCCAGGCGCACCGGGAGCGCAGCCGGCGCUUCCCCAACUACGGCCGUGCGCGUGGCAUGGGCUGCGAGGCGUGGUGGCUGGGCCUCGUGCGCGACACCUUCCGCCGCUGCGGCCUCGCUCGGGAAGAGGACGCGGGCCUGCUGGCGGCCCUGGCGGAGCAGCUCUACCGCGACUACAGCCGGGCGGAGUCCUGGGAGCCGCUCCCGGGGGCCCCGGAGACCCUGCGCCGGCUGCGGGAGAUGGGCCUCCCCAUGGCGGCCGUCUCCAACUUUGACCGGCGGCUGGCGGAGCUCCUGCGUGGCUGCGGCCUCCGGGGACACUUCUCCUGGGUUCUCAACGCGGAGGAGGCCGGCUUCGCCAAGCCCGACCCCCGGAUCUUUCUGGAAGCCCUGCGCCUCUCGGGAGCCGAACCCGGCCUGGCCGCCCACGUGGGCGACGACUACGAGCACGACUACCGGGCCGCCCGCCAGGCCGGGAUGCAUGCCUUCCUGCUCGCCGGGACCGGGCCGCCACCGAGUGGAGUGCCUCGUGAGCACCUGCUCGAGUCCCUCUCACAGCUGCCCGGCCGGGUCGGCAAAGCUUAGUAGGCUUGAGCCCGAAUCGGUGUGAACGAAAGUUAUUUGUACUUUUCGAUGGGCCAUCUAUAUAUAUAAAAGAGUGAUGGCAUCAAGGCAGCGGACAAAACAACAAAACUACAGGCCCCCCAACCUCGAAAUUUGACAACACAACCCAUCAUCCACGGCUCUAGGUUGAUACAACAAAAAGAAAAGAAAAAUAAAGUCCUAAUUCGAGAGAGAGGAAUAAUUGCUUUUAUCCAAUUGCUGCCAGUUAGAAGGCUAAGCUCCUCCAACUUCGUCUCCUAGCAACCCAAUAAAAAUAAUAAAAAACACUAAAAAUUAAUACAAUAAAAUACUAUAACAAAAAAUAACUAAAAAUAAUACAAGAAAAUAAUAAAAUAUAAUAAAUAAAAAUAUAACUUACAAUAAAAUUAAUUUUAAAAAAUGCAAAUAACGUCAAAUAAAAAUUACACAACAAUUUUUAACCAAUGCCACCACCACUUUGCCACAGCAACGCGUGGCCGGGCACAGCUAGUAUAUAUAUAAAAUACAAAAUAAUAAAUACAGCCAGACAUUGGAGCUGCAAGGAUAUUCAGUGCAAUUCAACCACACCAAUAAAAGAUUAACCUUCGUAAAAGGCGACCAGGCUUUGAAACAGUGAUACUACUCUGAAGCUGACCCACCAAAGAUUUCCCCUAGGUAGCAAGCACCCAGGCUUUGAACCACCGAGGCUAUUCAUUACAAUGCUACCACCCCAAAAAACAUUCCCCUAACCUUCCAAGCAGCAAGCCUAUUCCUUUCUAUUCCACCUCACCAAACAAGGAUUCACAUAAGAAAAUGGCCAGGCUUUCAGGCUACAAAGCUAUUCACUGUUAUUCCACCUACCUAACAAAGAAUUCCCAUACGCCACAGCAACGCGUGGCCGGGCACAGCUUGUAAUAUAAUAAAAUAAUACAUUGAAACGGACAAUAUGUAAUGUAAUACUAUUAUGAUAGGAUUUACCUGCAAGGGGGUUCCUCCCUUGGUGACUCACAGCCUUUGCCUGGAAACCGCAGAUAAAAACAACGUUGGGGUUUUGCGCAAGAUCCUUCGCUGGAACGGCCUUUGAGGAAGGAAGGAAGGAAGGGGAAUCCCAUGCCAGGCCGACCAAACCUUUGCUCCCCUGAAUGUGGAUUUCUGUUCCUCCUUCCAUCCCAUCCACGGGGCCCUUGAGGCCAUCUAGAUGGCCCUACCGCCUGUAUAGUCCAACCAAGGGCUCCGUGCAUCCCGGGAAGAAACGGUGACAUCGAUAUUCUGAUGAACUCCCGAUUCAUUCACGUGUCGCGUUUUGAUAUUUAUCUGGCUCGGGAAACAGCUGGAGGGAUCCUGGCUGUGAUGCCCAUUUCCCAAGGGAUUUGCGUCCCUGGGUUGUCAGUGCCAUUGUUUCCUCAUUGGUUCUAUCAUAAAAACAUGGGGAAAGUUUUCUAAGCUGCACAAGUAAGUAAGUAAAACUUUAUUUAUAUACCGAAGGGACUCAGGGCGGUUUGCAAGCAUAAAAAUAGCAACAUAUAUUACAAGCAACGCAAUACACACAUUAUUAAACAAAACUAAAGACCUAUACAACUCAUAAAACAGUAAAGCCCAUAAGAAACAAUCACAACAACCAGAAGGAACAAGAAUACAUAAUCAGAUGGGUUGACACGGACCGUUAUUAGGGAUAGAUGAUCCUUGUACAAAAAAGAUGAACAAAAACAAGAAGUCUUUUUCAUGAGCAAAGACAAGGCAGGAGUUAAACUUCCAAAAUCAACGUUGCUUUGUCUGAAAUAUUUCCCCGUUUCUCUCUAUUUAACCAUGUUUACAGGCUAAGAAAGCAUUUCUCUGUCCUUGAGUUCCCACACGUUUCCCAGCUAUUCUCAGAGAACGUCUGGGACGAUGAACCCUUAACCUUGUAUCUCGAUCUAAGGAAGACUCCUCUGGCUCGCUGCCAAAGCCACCUGGAUUUUGUUGAUGUUCAAAAUCCUGUGAAAGGUCACUCUUUCUAACAACUCGGAGCCUUCAACAUUUCCUUGGUCAGCCUGCAACAAAUUUUGUCUUUGGAGGAAAGGAUACUCAGAGGUCAUCUAGUCCAUCCCUUUAGUGUUAUAGGAAUAAUAUGGAACUAUAUAGGGCUGGGAGGGAUACUCGGAGGUCAUCUAGUCCAUCCCUUUAGUGUUAUAGGAAUAAUAUGGAACUAUAUAGGGUUGGGAGGGAUACUCAGAGGUCAUCUAGUCCAUUCCUUUAGUGUUAUAGGAACAAUACUAGCUGUGCCCGGCUACGCGUUGCUGUGGCGUUGUCUGGUGGUGUUGGUGAGAAAUUGUUGAGUUAGUGGUGGUAUUGAAUGUCUGUUGUAUGGUUGUCUUUAUGUUUAGUAUGCACACUGAAGUGUAUUAUAUGGCAGUGUGGAGUCAAGAUAAUCCAGUGCAAAACAGAUAAUAUAAGAUUAUAAAUGGGUUAUAUAGCUGUGUGGAAGGGCCUUGAGUCUACACUACUAUAUAAUCCAGUUAAAAUCUCAUAAUCUAUGGAAGAGGCCUAAGUGAGGCCUAACUCUGCCUGUCCCCUGGGCUGAGUGGGUUGCUAGGAGACCAAGUGGGUGGAGCUUAGCCUUCAAACUGGCAGCAAUUGGAUAAAAACAAUUAUUGCUCUCCCUCUAAUUAGGAUUUUCUUUUUCUUUUCUUUUUGUUGUAUCAACCUAGAGCCGUGGAUGAUGGGUUGUGUUGUCAAAUUUCGAGGUUGGGGGGCCUGUAGUUUUGUUGUUUUGUCCGCUGCCUUGAUGCCAUCACUCUUUUAUAUAUAUAGAUAUGGAACUACAGUAGAGUUUCACUUAUCCAACGUUCUGGAUUAUCCAACGCAUUUUUGUAGUCAAUGUUUUCAAUAUAUCAUAAUAUUUUGGUGCUAAAUUCAUAAAUACAGUAAUUACUACAUAUCA